AUGGACGAAAACCAUAACGAUGUUUCAAACUUAUGUUUAUUAGAUUACUAUGCAUUCCACUUGAGCCGAUUGUGUUCAAACGGAUUCACGUAUAAAUUUUGGAAUUUUUCAAACUUUCCAGGAGUAUCCCAAAACAGCAAACUCCAGAACUCAUCCCAACUCCUCGCCAUUCCUGAAACAUUUAACGGCAACAUUAUUUCAAAUUCCGUUCAUGCACAUUUCAACAAAUAUAAGAAAAAUGUUUGCUUUGAAAUCAAAAGAGACAGACACUUGUAUAAAGCUUCUAAAUCAACAUCAGCUGAACCUGAUGAAAGUAAUUGCAGAAAUCAAAUCAUGUCAUGCAACUCAUCGGCACCGUCCAACACGAAACCAUCUUUCACAAUUGAAAACAUCCUGGGUAAAGCAAAUGCAGAAAACUCUACCGUUUUUGACGCAUUUAAACAUAAAUUUGAUAACUCGACAAUUUUAAUACAAGAUGUUUCUGUCAAAGACAAUCAACUGGUGACGGCAGAAAGGUCAAACCAAAAUACAAUUAAACUCCAAACAAAUUUACCUUCGACCACUAGCUCGCCAAAUUUUUUUGAACUCUCAAACUCGAACAUUCAAUCUAAAACAUCAGAUACAAUGAGCAAAUCAAAAACAACAUGGAAAUCCAUGUUAACAAAUCCAUUUGAAACAACAACCCUCGAAACGUCAUCCAUGUCGCUUUUAAAUAGUACAAAACAGACAGCAAAUGUCACAACCACAACAGCACCAACGACACAUGAAAUAAACAACACCACCAAUGACAUGCCCAACAAUCCCAGCAACGAGACGGAUGUUACGUCAUCAACGAUGGACAGUCCUCUUGUUGCUUUAUACUCAAUGACCAAUCAGACAUUGCCCGGUCAGAUAUUGUUUGACUUUAUUAAAUAUUCACAUUUGAUCACGAUAUGCGUGAAACAUUUAUUUCAAAUUAAAUGA
Helobdella robusta is the source of this 963-nucleotide messenger RNA. RefSeq lists its product as hypothetical. Bases 1 to 963 code for a protein of 320 amino acids. NCBI's taxonomy places the organism in Eukaryota, Metazoa, Annelida, Clitellata, Rhynchobdellida, Glossiphoniidae. The record is from RefSeq and is a predicted model, not a curated record. The transcript is spliced from 2 exons.